AUGAACAAAAUUAACUUUACAUCACUUGGCAUCCUCGACCUUUCCUAUUAUAACCAUAUUGGAUCAUCUAUACCCGGUUGGGUUGCCAAUCUUAAUCAUCUAGUCUUCCUAGAUUUGAGUGAAUGUUUGUUUGAAGGUCCACUUCCUAGUGGUCUUAAAAACAUGACUUCACUCAGAACAAUCAACUUCAGGGGAGUAUACCCAACAUCACUCGAAAAACUUUGUAAGUUGAAGACAAUUGAUUUAUCAUAUAACGAGUUUUCCGGGGAGGUGGCUGACAUUUUCAAAGGUUUCUCUCGAUGCAAGUCUAAUGAGUUAAAGACCUUCCAUUCGUGUGGGAAUCAUCUUCUUGGUCGCUUGCUUUAUGAGUUCAAUGGGACUCUUCCUGAAAGUCUUGGGCGUCUCGUAAAGUUAGAAGGCUUGUUCAUAUCCAAUAAUUCAUUGGAGGGUGUCGUCUCUGAUGUUCACUUUGCCAAUCUCACGAGAUUGUGUAACCUAGAUGCCGGUGGAAACAGUUUGACUUUGAAUGCAAGUAAGAAUUGGGUUCCCUCUUUCCAAGUUGAACGCUUGAUUUUGGAUUCAUGGAAGUUAGGGCCACAGUUUCCUCUUUGGCUUCCAUCUCAGAUGAAGUUGGCUGCGUUGAGCAUAGCCAACACAAGAAUUUCAGACUCCAUUCCUACCUUGUUUUGGCCCAUUCUUUUGAAAUUAAACUAUGCAAACCUCUCUCGUAACGAAAUUCAUGGAGAGAUUUCAAGGCUUCCUAAUGUUGAGGAUGAGCAUGCCACGAUUGACAAGUUCCAACCUCUUCAACGGUUUGCUACCACUUAUCCUCCUAACUUGAAUUGGCUAGAUCUUUCGAAUAACUCUUUCUCAAGAUCUAUUUACCACAUGUUAUGUGAUAAGGGAAAGGAACCUAACAUUGGAUUGUCCUACCUCAAUAUGGGAAAUAAUUGUUUGUCGGGAAAAAUUCCCGACUGUUGGAAGCAAUGGCAAUCCCAUGUUAUCAUCAAAUUAGAGAACAACAAUCUGGAGGGUAGCAUUCCAAGCUCCAUCGGACUGUUACCUAACCUUAAAUCAUUGCACUUGCGGCACAACAAGCUCACAGGGGAACUACCGCAGACACUGCGAUAUUGCUCAUCUUUGUUGAUCAUCGCCCUUGGUGAAAACUAG
Messenger RNA from Rhododendron vialii, 1170 nucleotides. Its product is annotated as receptor-like protein EIX1. The coding region runs from base 1 to 1170 and encodes 389 amino acids. The transcript is spliced from 3 exons. Lineage: Eukaryota; Viridiplantae; Streptophyta; Magnoliopsida; Ericales; Ericaceae. The record is from RefSeq and is a predicted model, not a curated record. Gene Ontology annotation, molecular function: protein binding.